Messenger RNA from Capsella rubella, 1056 nucleotides. Its product is annotated as expansin-A7. Gene Ontology annotation, biological process: plant-type cell wall organization. Bases 43 to 834 code for a protein of 263 amino acids. Gene Ontology annotation, cellular component: extracellular region. The transcript is spliced from 3 exons. The record is from RefSeq and is a predicted model, not a curated record. Lineage: Eukaryota; Viridiplantae; Streptophyta; Magnoliopsida; Brassicales; Brassicaceae.
CCUAAUUAAGAAAACGAAAAGUCUAGAAAAAAAAAACUGAAAAUGGGUCCAAUCUCAAGUUCUUGGAGUUUCAACAAAUUCUUCGCGAUUGUUUUUGUCGUUUUCGCCAUCUCUGGUGAGUUCGUCGCUGGAUACUAUCGACCAGGCCCAUGGAGGUAUGCUCACGCCACUUUCUACGGCGACGAGACCGCUAGUGAAACUAUGGGUGGUGCAUGUGGGUACGGAAACCUUUUUAACAGCGGAUACGGUGUGGCCACGGCAGCGCUAAGCACGACGUUGUUCAAAGACGGUUACGGAUGCGGCCAAUGUUUUCAAAUAACGUGUAUGAAGUCACCGCAUUGUUAUUAUGGAAACCCAUCAACGGUGGUCACAGCCACCAACCUUUGCCCUCCUAAUUGGUACCAAGACUCCAACAACGGUGGUUGGUGUAAUCCUCCUAGAACCCAUUUCGAUAUGGCUAAACCGGCUUUCAUGAAACUCGCUAAUUGGAGGGCCGGUAUCAUCCCAGUUGCAUACCGAAGAGUGCCAUGCCAAAGGAGUGGAGGUAUGAGGUUUCAAUUCCAAGGCAAUGCAUACUGGCUUCUGAUAUUCGUCAUGAACGUUGGCGGCGCCGGAGACAUCAAGAGCAUGGCCGUGAAAGGUAGCCGGACGAAUUGGAUAAGCAUGAGCCACAAUUGGGGAGCAUCUUACCAAGCAUUCUCGUCUCUGUACGGUCAAUCUCUAUCUUUCAGGGUCACUUCUUACACCACAGGUGAAACCAUCUAUGCUUGGAACGUUGCUCCAGCUAACUGGAGCGCCGGUAAGACUUACAAGGCCACUGCCAAUUUCCGUUGAGACUUGCGCUUUUGCCCUUGCAAACCCAAAAUGGGUUUCUCUUUUUCAUUUUUGUUAUUCCUUUUUUUUUGGGUGGGGGAUUUUGAGAAGUUUCGGAGGCCUUUUGACUUUUGUCAUGGGAUUUGUAUUGGCCCGGCUUUAUGUUAUACAUCGACAUGUUUGUAUAAUGUAUGUAUGUAUCUAAUUGUGAUAUAACUCUUUUUAUAAUAUGAUGAAGUUAAA